AACAGGCCCAUCCCUAUAGAGCGGGGGGGGGGGGGGGGGCUCUCCAGACUUGUCAUUCAAAGGGCCAGGGGGGCCGGAUUGUGGUCAGUGGGAGGAAUAGUGCCCCAUCAUUGGUGUCAGAGGGAGGAAUAGUGCCCCAUCAUUGGUGUCAGUGGGAGGAAUAGUGCCCCAUCAUUGGUGUCAGUGGGAGGAAUGGUGCCCCAUCAUUGGUGUCAGUGGGAGGAAUGGUGUCCCAUCAUUGGUGUCAGUGGAGGAAUAGUGCCCCAUCAUUGGUAUCAGUGAGGAGGAAUAGUGCACCAUUGUUGGUGUCAGUGGGAAGAAUAGUGCCCCAUCAUCGGUGUCAGUUUGGAGGAAUAGUGUCCCAACAUUGGUAUCAGUGGAGGAAUAGUGCCCCAUUGUUUGGUGUCAGUGGGAAGAAUAGUGCCCCAUCAUUGGUAUCAGUGGGAGGAAUAGUGCCCCAUUGUUGGUGUCAGUGGGAAGAAUAG
Messenger RNA from Staurois parvus, 485 nucleotides. The record is from the annotation of a GenBank genome assembly. Lineage: Eukaryota; Metazoa; Chordata; Amphibia; Anura; Ranidae.